AUGAUUGAUUGGGCACUCACGUUUCUGCCUGGUGCAGCGCAAGGUAUGACAACUGUUGUUCUGGGUCAGCCUCUUGACAGUGCAAAGACGCGUGCGCAGGCGUGUGGUCCGUUGGCGGCCCGCUCGGCGUGGAAGACCAUGUUGGACGUCGCACGCGAGGAAGGUGUGCGAAGUUUGUACCGUGGUACCGGUCCACCGCUUAUCAUGUCGGCAACGAAGCGUAGCCUGCAAUAUGCCUUGUGGGAUUCGAUUCGUGCAGAGAGAAGUUGUAACAAACCGCCGCGAGCGACUCACUCCACCCCCAUGGCCUCUCAUCCCUUCCGGAGUUUACAUGUCAAUGAGCUGCUGAGGUCGGUAGCAUCGUGGCUGGGAGAGUCACCGUUUCGCUCGGGUGCGUGUGCCGGUGCUGCGGGAACGUUUAUUGGCUGUCCCUUCCACGUCAUAAAACUUAGGACACAAUACUCCACGCGGAGAUCAACCAGGAACGCAUGGGUGUGUGCUGCGAAUAUUUUCCGCAGUGAGGGAAUCAAGGGUUACUUUCAUGGAUUCGGUUACCACCUCCUGAAGGAUACGUGUUUCGCUGGGUGCUACUUGGGUUUCUAUGAUGUAAACAGGCGGUGGCUCCGUGCUUGGUGUACUUCGAGUACUGGCACCGAGUCGCCCGGAAUUGAGGAACGGUUGCCCACUGAGUGGACAUUUGUAGCCGGCUGUACGGCGUCUAUGGUCACAUGGGCACUUCUGUAUCCUCUGGACACAGUCAAGACAAUUGUACAAGCCCGGUGCGUAGGAACGCUGGCAGUGGUGGAGCUACUACGAAGAGAAUCACCGCUCGUCAUAUACCGCGGUCUCGGCGUCUCGCUCCUACGCGCUGGACCCAUCAGUGGGGUUUCAAUGGUUGUUUAUGAGUAUGUGAAAAGCCGUACAGAUAGGUGGCAGAAGGAAUGGAGGUAG
Trypanosoma brucei brucei TREU927 is the source of this 951-nucleotide messenger RNA. Its product is annotated as mitochondrial carrier protein, putative. Gene Ontology annotation, molecular function: transmembrane transporter activity. The transcript has a single exon. NCBI's taxonomy places the organism in Eukaryota, Euglenozoa, Kinetoplastea, Trypanosomatida, Trypanosomatidae. The coding region runs from base 1 to 951 and encodes 316 amino acids. The record is from RefSeq and is a predicted model, not a curated record. Gene Ontology annotation, biological process: transport.